UUUUCUCCUCUGUCCUCUGUCCAUUGACAGGCAGACAAUAUUGUUGUGCUUGAGUAAUGAACAUUUUUGUGCAGUGUAAAUAUAAUUUAAUAUUGAUUUAGUAACUUUUUUGUUUUAUUUAAAGUGUAUUUUGUGUUGAGAAUUUUAAAUUUGAUUAUUGUUUGCCUGAUAGUACUAUUUUAUCAACAAAUUGGAGGUCAAAUUAUGAUUGUUGAUCUCCGACCGGCCAUAUUGACUGUCCUAUGUUAUUCCGAUAAAUUUUUAUUGGGAUUAUAAUUUGUUUUCUUCUACGAUGUAAUGCUAAUAUGUAAUGAUUAAUUAUUCAAAACCCAAUAUUUCUAUAAACAAGAGUGAUAGUCACUGGAGAUUAAUUGCUAUUAUUUUUUGAGAUAAUCAUCAAGAAAUCAACUUAGCCGAGUCCAAGUGUAACCAACUGAAGCAAAAAUGGCUGCCCAGCAGUUUUGCUUGCGUUGGAACAACCACCAACCAAAUUUUAUUUCGGUGUUUUCGAACCUGCUGAGCAGUGAGUCCCUUGUGGAUGUGACGCUGGCUGCUGAGGGAAAACAUGUACAAGCUCACAAAGUUGUACUUUCGGCGUGCAGCUCUUACUUUCAGAGUCUAUUCACGGUGAACCCGUGCCAGCAUCCUAUAGUCAUCUUGAAGGAUAUUAAAUACUCGGACUUAAAAACGAUGAUUGACUUCAUGUACUGCGGAGAGGUGAAUGUAUCCCAGGAACAAUUGCCGGCCAUUUUGAAGACGGCGGAAACGCUGAAAGUGAAGGGAUUGGCCGAGAUGGGUCCCGACCAGAACAUGCUGUGUGUGGCUUCCGAUAACAAGGACGCACUUCCCCUCUCCACCCACUCGUCCCCCUCCAUGCUGCGUCGUAAGCGACUGCGCAAGUCGUCGACUGGCUCCGGAUCCGGAUCCACAGAGCAGACCACUGUCGGCAGCGAGGAUCAGGGUGGCGGAGGUGGAUGUAGCGCAGUGGCUUCAAGUCCGCUGACCGUGAAGGCCGAGGGACUCAGUGAGAACGAGAGCUCGCUGCGUCACGAGCCGAGCACCGACUCGGAGCACGGGUUACCCUCGCAAGACAGUGUCGACGACAUGUCAGAGGCUACUAAUUCACAGGUGACUGGCAAUCAGACGGGCGGACAUCACACGGCGCCGCAGAACCAAUCGUCGACGUCAUCUGACGACAAGAGUGACAUCACGCUGGGUAGAUCCUCCAGCACUGAGGACAAUAGCUCACCCAGUGUCACCUCGCAAUCACAUUUCACUACAGGAGACCAACCAUCCGGCAGCGUAACGACUACAAUGGGCUCGAAACGCGGUCGUCUGCUGCUGCGACAGAACCGCAUCAAACGCGAAUGCGACCCGAUUCAGGUCGCAUCCGAACCAACGGCAGAUGACGCCACACCGGGCGAGUCGACAGUCACAACAGCCACCAUCAGUGUGGUGCCCGUACCGCGUCUAAUGGAGCGGCAGUGCUCCGAGCCGGGUCCGAGUACCUCGGGUGCCUCGCUGUGUGGUGCCUCGCAACAGUUACUAUCCGUGCCGCAGCCGGCGUUUCUCAUCAAGCAGCACUCAUCGCCUCAGCUGCAGGUGACCUCUCCCUCCCCCUCCACCUCCGCCUCUACUUCUUCCUCCUCCGCCCACCUACAGGUCGCCAGCAGCAGCCAAUCGGAGACCACUCCGCGGCAUAAGGAGGAGUUAAGGAGGACUGCUUCGUCGCCACAGUGCUCGACAUCGUCGGAAGUGUCCAUAUCAGGCCGCUCGUGCCACUGUCCGGUGCAGCGUCCCGGCCCCGCCCUCGGCUGCAACUACUGCUGGAACACCAUCGACGCACACGGACGCAUUCUUCGCCGCAAGACCAAGUACCACUGUCCCGAGUGCCAGACCAAUCUAUGCAUCGUACCUUGCUUUCAGGAAUAUCACGAGAGACAGCCUAACAACAGUGGCGGCUCGAGUAGCAGAGAAGUAUCACAGUCGGCGGCUUCCAAUGCGAACUCGAGCACUCUGUCCCCUGUACCCACCAUCAUGAAAACCAGCUCAAUGUAAACGCUAGUCACUCACUCAACUAUUACAUUAUAUAAUACUAUAUUAUACCCAUUCAAAAUGUAAUUAUAUACAGUAGAUAUGAUGUUAAGAAAAAACUCUAUAGUAGCACGCACUUCAAACUGCAGUGUCAGCAUUCGUUGAAUCGGAAUGACAUAAAUGUCAUUAAGUUAAUAUUAAUAUUCAAUGUUAUUCAUUAAAUAAAUAUUCGAUGUUAUUUUCAUAAGGAAUACUGCCAGUUCAAAGUAAGUUUAAAUCUCACUGACUAUAGAUUCAUUGACUCUAUAAUCAGAUUUACUUUACUUUGAACUUGUCAGUUUUGAUUGAAUGGGAAGCAUUGAUGUCAUUUAUAGCGAUUGAUGACAGUUUGAAGUGAAUGUGAGUGUAGUGCUUGUUGAUUUGCAGUCAGUAUGUAAGUUGGUGGAAAGUUAGAUGUAUAUAUUUUAUUAUUAAAAAAGAUAGCUAUGUGAACCGAUGCUCGGUUCCACUUUGUUUUUAAUUCAUCAAUGUUGUUGGUAUAGUGCUUAUCGAUGUGGGUAAUAGCAUAGAUGUUGUGAUUAUGAUAACGUGAUGUUGAGAUUAUGUUGGGUUGCACUGUGACAAUUGUUUUGCUGUUGAAAAUUGAUCCAUGGUUUUUGAAAAAUCAUGUUUCGUGAUCUUAUUACUUAUAAAGAAGUUUUUAUUUUAAAUAUAUAGACGGGGUUCCAAGUGAAGAGUAGUGCAUGACUGUUAGGGGUAUCUUAAGGUGCGUACAGAUAUAACAUGAGCAAUUCACUUUUAAUCAGCUGACUAUAUCUGUAUUUUUACAGAAACGGUAUAAGAUAUAGAUAUAUAAAAAAGCUUGGCAUCAGCUGAUUAAAAGUGAAUUGCUCAUGUUCGCGGCGCGUAAAUCUGUACGCACCUUUAUAGUAAGUUAACUGUUUGAGGGAUGUAUUUGAUAACGAUCUUAGCGAUGCACGGUUUGGUUAAAUGGUUGCAACCUAGCAACCUGUAACGGGAACCAAUCAGAAUUGUUGAACUAGCUAUCAGCAUAAUUCCGAUUGGUUCAACAAUGCGUACUCGGCUGAGAACGUUUUUAAAUUUGUUCCAAAAUUUUAUGAUUGGAUCUUUUGAAUCAUAAGACUUGGAACGUCAAUGAUUAGAGGAUCAACUUCAAGGUAAUAGAGUUUAUGUUUUCUUAAAUACUCUGCAAAUACAGUAGUAUUCUACAGUAAUUUUGUCGGUAUGCAUUUGAAUGGUGACCACGCAGCUCUUGAUAUUUAUUUAUGUGUUAUACUCGAAGUAGAGUAGAAAAUCAUAUGUAUCCAAUAUUCUCCUUGGAUUUAAAAGGUCAUUCACGUCAAUUUAAUUGAUUUAUAGGUUUUUACGUUUUUAUUUUAUUGUAAUUUUACCUUGAAGGAUUUCAUCGUUGCACAUUGAAAGUGUGUAUUUACCAUUAACGUUAAGUCUUCCAGCAUUUGUUGAAUAAUGGGACUCAUUGAUAUUAUUUAUGAGAAAUACUGACAUCUUGUAGUGAAGCACACUAAAGGAGUAUUAUCGUACAAUAUUUAAUCAAUAAUAUAAAACUUGAUGCUCGUUUGUAAAAAAAUAAAUUUAUUUAUAAAACUUGAUAAAUUUUGGAAAAAUUGUCAUCAAUGAAAUGAAACUUGAUAUUAUUUAUAAUUAUUUACUUUUAAUUUGAAUUGUUUUGAUUGUGCAACCCAGCCUAUUUUCAAAUACUCUAUAUUAGUUGCAUAAGUUUGGUCUAAUCUCGUUGACCACCGUGAUGUGAUGUGUAAUGUGAUAAAUCUCUGAAGGCAACCCCACUCAGUACAAACUUUAGUUUUUAGUAUGAUUGUAACUUUACUAAACCUUAAUUUCCUUUUUGAACCUCAAUCGCCCAUUAACUCUACUUUACCUUAAUUGACUGUGAAACCUAGCAAAUCUUAAUUUACUAUACCAUGAUAUACAAUUCCAAUUGGAAUAAUUCUGUUCCCCCUUAAUCUUAUUAAACCUUGUUGAGAGAGGAAAAUGAGAUUUAAAAAAUGAUCUCUUAGACACUUUUAACUUUCGAACCUAAAUUCCUCUCAUUACUGAGUAAUUCAAUUGUAAUAAUUGUUUCCCCCUCAAUCAUUAACGCUCAUUUCUCUCUUUGGUGAGAAUAAUACAGGAAUAGGCUGUUCUUAUAUUAGUCGUUCACAGAACAGCGUGCUAUGUAAUAAAAUCAUUUCUAGCUUGUAGGCAGCUCGGCUUCUCCUUGUAUUUAUACAAUUCAAGUUUAAAUUGAAACUGACCCCAAGUCCUGUUCCAAAACUAGACGAUGAGCUAAUUAAUAGCUUCCCAAGUAUAUGGUCGCCUUUUCUUAUAAUAUCACAAUAAUUUCUAUGAUACCUCUGGUCUUAUUUUUUUAUUCCGAUUGGUAAAAGCUGUGUUGAGUUAGUCGACUAUUAACCGAUCCAGGAAAAUAAUUCUCGUUAAUCUUUAAUUUCAGAGAAUUUUUUGAAAAACGUAAAAGUUUCGAGGAUCUAAUUUAUAUGUAGUUAAACCACAUAUUUUUAUUGGGGUUGAGAGUUCUAGAAUAUUUCACAAGCUGAGGACCCUAGUGUCAAUAAAUUUUAAACAGUCCAGACCAUGAUUGCAUUUAAGAAAUUUCCAACUGCAAUGUCUUUUCUUGAAGUAAGUGUUCUAUUUUUAAAUGUGUGACUCAUUCUGUUCUCUUCCUUCUCUAAUACUUAGUGAUUGAUAAUGAUAAUAGAAAUUAUUAUAGUCUAUUCGACAAACUUCCUUGUUGUAGUUAUUAGAAUUAAGCAUAGAAUAUGUCUAGGUUCUGCUUUUUCGUGGCAAUACAAAGAAUGAUGAAAAGCUUUAAAAUGUUAUAUUUGUAUUCAAGAGUUUAUUGUGAAUGUUUCUUCUUCAAAUUGUCUAUAUAUAUUAUCAUACUAAUUACGAAGAUUAAUUUUGUCAGCUAAAUUAUUGUAAAUAAAUAAAAUAAGUGAAAAAUCAAACUGCUCAAGACCAAACAGCGAUGCAUGCAAUGUUGAACUAUUGCAAAAUUAAUCAAACAUGAUUAGAAAAACUAAAACAUAUUUUUGUAAAAAUUUAUCAAUUGAAGCAUGGAUAAUACUUCUGACCAUAAUAUAUUUACAACAUAUAUUCAACCGAGGUUAGCUUGGUAUGGUUGUCUUUGUUAUGUGUGGCUUUUUCCUCCUCUUCAGCACUAGUUAGCAUUAUAAUAAAAAUCCCAUACAUUAUUACAGAUUCCAAUGUAUAAACUACAAUUUAAUUGAGUUUGUGCUCUGUAAUUUUAAUUUAGAAAUCACAGUGUUUCAAGAUCAAUUACCCAAUUUCAAAAUAUAGAUUAUUUGCUAUGAAAAAGUACUCAAAAUCAGGUAAUUUAAUCAUACUAAAUUACACAUAAAAUACUGAAUUCUAUGAAAAUGCAUAAUAAAUUCCCAAUAUGCUUUCCAUUAGAUGCACAGAGGACAUCCAACACCUUUCAAUCCAUCCCGAAUUCCCAAAGUAUAAGAUAUUUUAUGGCUUUGAAGACUAAACUUGAGUAUCAUGAGCAAGAAUAAAUUUAAUUACAGCGUUAUUCGUGGGGUUUCUUGAUAUUGAAAUAAAAACAGGUAUCAGAAAGCUUGUUUUAAAUACAGAAAACAUCCUAGGGUACCAUAAACAUGAUCAAAUCUCUGAACUAUCUUUGAUGCUCACCUGUUAUCGAGUGUUUGAUUGUCUAACACGGGUCUAAUAGGGAAUCAAAUCUUUGAUAAAAUCUGGUCAAAUAUCGUUAUCAGAAAUAUAUUAAUGUUAUGGGACCCAACAUACUGUUAGGGAUGAAUCGUAUUUGUUAGGGUAAUUCAUCUUGAAACACUCCGCAUUAAGACCGGGACACACUUGUCUUACAGCGUUCCGAUCCAACUCUUGUCCGAUAUUGUAGUGAUAGGGCAGGUCAUAAGAUCAUCAACUGGUAAGGUCUUACUUGUGGUAAUCUCUAUCGUAAGCUCAGUGCGACAGCACUACUUCUUCCAGAUGGUACUCUUUUAUCAGGCUGUCGUUGACAUAGGCGGGUGUAUUGGCGGAGACAAGUAGCAUGCUGUGUCGACGGCAGAGAGCUUCAAGAGGCGCAACGUGAGCGGGCAUCUGCAGCCUGGCUGGGUGCCCGUUCCCUCCAGGAGGACGACAGACCCUCCCGUCAGGAGGGUUGUAAUAAUUAUCAUGUUUGGCAUACAUUCGUCCGCCUGUAUGACUGGCGUGGGAUAGGAACGCUGCAUGACUUAUGUGUAAAUAACCUCUAUAGCCUACCUCUAUAAAUGAACAGAGUUGAAUCUAUGUUGAAUGUACGUUCAACUAUUUAAAUUGAAGUAAGUUAUAUUAUGAUGCUAUCUUUCAGUGUAUGCUUGUGGAAUUAAACUCAACAAAAUAAUCUUAUAAUGCCAAGUCAAUGUAUUUAGAUGAUUGUGUUAGCUUGAUGUAAUUACUAUGCGGUUGACAUUAAUGAAAAGUAAGUGGUGAAUCAAUUAUAGGUAUCUAACAUUGUUUGAAUCGUAAUGAACAAAAUAAUAUUUAAGUGCUGUAAAAGUAAGUAGGCUACUGUUCGUGAUAAGUUGUUGUUGUUGAUAACAUGCUGCAUUUAUUCAAUGUAAUAUAUAUUGUGUAAAUAUUUGUUGUUUAGUUGAUAUUUUAAUUAAUUGGUACACAGGAAAGACGGCUGCUCACGCUACGGUGAAUCUGAAAACAUCAGCAUGGUUUGGAUGGAGAAAUUUGUAUAAAUAUUCCAUCCGCACCUUGAUAUUUUCCUUGUGUUGUCACUUAGCGUGUGUUGCCGGCUUCAGUGAUAUUUGAAUGGUCUCUGCUGGCGGAGUACCGUGCCCCCCCCCCCCUAACCCCUAAGCUAGAAAUUCACAGCUGGGCUAUUUUUCUAGUAGGAUUGGUAUAUUAGGUGUAUAAAAUUCUAUGGACUCUUCUAAUUGUUGAUGUUUUUGUGUAAAUAUUUUUUGCAGGCGAAGUUGAUUCGGCAUUAGUCUUCAUUCUCCGAAUAGAUGUGCAAAAAUAGAUUUAAUAAUAAUUGUGGAAAAUAUUCUUCAACCAGUUUACCUUCGCAUUUCAUGAAUAGCAAUUUUUCAAAGCAUACUUAUAAUAAAUUUUGCAAUAAUUUUUACCGAAGUACAAACUUGACGAACCUAGCAAUUCUGUAUUGAAAAUAAGCGAGCUUUCAGCCUUUUCAGUGUCUAUUAUCAUGAUGGGAAUUUAGAAUAUUUUAGCUGGUAAAAAUAUACUAUCCACUUUAUUUUAUCUGUUGGCCUCUACUUGUAUUUUUGUGUUACAAUAAUUGUACUCCCUUAUUGAUUCCUGUGGGGAAAAAUUUAGACUCUACAAUGUCGUCAUAUCAUAAUUUUUUGUUAUAUUGGUAUAUUAUAUUAUAAUUAUUUAUUCAUCAUCAUAAAUUAGAACUUCAAUCAUUAUUUUGCUCAAAUCGAUUCAAUUCCAGCUAUUCAACAUUUUUUAUAAUUCAAAAUGAAUUCUACUAUAAUUUAUCUUGUAGGGAAUUAGUAUUCUCGCAAAUAACUCAUUCAAUUGUAAACCAUUUUGGAAUUUCAAUCAUGAAACUAGUUUUGUACUUGUUUCGCAUUCUAGGAAUUUAUUGUAGUGAUAAGAUUUAUUUUGGUGACAUAACGUCUAAAAUUUCUAUGAGUAGGCUACUAAACAAUAUUUUUAAAGCUGUAGUGUUUAUUGUUUGAAACCGAAACCAUCUUAAAGUUACUUUAUUUCAAUUUUGGUUAUUGUUUGAUUCGUGAAUCAUAAUCUUUAGGAUGCGCAUUUAUUCAAACUAUAUUGAGAUCCAAGUUAUAAUGGCAGUAUUUGGUUAACAUUGGUGCUGCUACCCUUGUUUAUCUUUAGACAAAGCAAAUAGCGUUAUUCUUUUUUGCUCCAAAGCGUUGCCAGAUCGUUUUUGACAAUGUGGACAAAUAAUUUAUUGACGAAAUAUUUAAUCUCAAGUAUGAAAAUUUAUUAUUUUAUCGUUGAAAAAAAAUUUUCUUGACGAAUAAAUAAUUCAACUCAUUAUUUUUAACAAGAAUGAAUAGUUAAUAUUACAUCAGAUAUAUCGCUAUCAGCUAUCCUCUAGCUGUAGAGAAUCUAGCAAGGCAGAGAAUCGGCAACACUGUUCCUUAUCUUUCUCCACUGCCAUUAUAACCUGAACCCCAAUAUAUUUACAAAUUUAAUUCUUGUCUAAUAUUGUAGUACCUACGUCAAUAUUCUAUUGAGAUUAAUCUGUCAAAAACGUUGUCAAUUUUCUAGAAUUUAUUGUCAAGUUCUAGUCGAUAACUGAUCCAUAUCUUUUUAUCUUGUAAUUGAUAUAUUUUUUAUAAAUCAUUGGAUAUGCUGAAGUUGAACGAAGCUCUAGCAAUGAUUAGAAAAGUUUGACCUAUCUGAUUUCAUGUGCUGUGAUACUGUUGGAACAUGCAAGCUUGAACUUUGAAUCUUUUUUUCUAUCUUCCAAUUGUGUGAAUUUAUACUGUACACUGUUUAUCCGUUGUAAAGCAGGGAAAAUGAAUUUAUGUACAAUUAUUUAGUGUAAAGUAAAUAAAUAAGCUAUCAGAUGUUGAAUGUGAAAUAUUUUUGAAAAAAUCAAUUAUAUAUUUCUGUAAAGAAUAUUUAUUGUAUAUUCAGAGUGCUUAUUUUAACUGCGAAAUUAGGCGUUAUAUGUAAUUAUGUUGUAAGUGUGAGAUCUCAUGUCCAAUAGAUUAUUUAAAAUAAAUAACAUGACAUAAGCUGAAUGUAACAAACUUCUAUUGUUUCAAGUUGUAAGAAUGUAUGAAAAUAAAUGUUUAAUUUUGUGUGAAAA
This is a messenger RNA of Nilaparvata lugens (brown planthopper), 8878 nucleotides long. RefSeq names its product protein bric-a-brac 2. NCBI's taxonomy places the organism in Eukaryota, Metazoa, Arthropoda, Insecta, Hemiptera, Delphacidae. Gene Ontology annotation, molecular function: protein binding; DNA binding. Bases 445 to 2058 code for a protein of 537 amino acids. The transcript has 9 exons. Gene Ontology annotation, biological process: regulation of transcription by RNA polymerase II. Gene Ontology annotation, cellular component: nucleus. The record is from RefSeq and is a predicted model, not a curated record.